Messenger RNA from Laccaria bicolor S238N-H82, 585 nucleotides. RefSeq lists its product as uncharacterized. The record is from RefSeq and is a predicted model, not a curated record. Bases 1 to 585 code for a protein of 194 amino acids. NCBI's taxonomy places the organism in Eukaryota, Fungi, Basidiomycota, Agaricomycetes, Agaricales, Hydnangiaceae. The transcript has 3 exons.
AUGACAUCAUCAUCAUUUCCUAUGCAUCCCACCAAGGACGACACCGUUCGUACCACUCCCGACGACGUUUCCGACAAUGUUCCCAACAACGACCUCCCCAACACCAACCUCAACGUCCUCGCCUACUGGUCGUCCACCGCAGCAGCCCUCUUGAUAGUUCUAGCAGUCUGUUUCGCCCUCUGCUCCUUCUCCACCAACCUCGAAACCUUCCUUGCCCAACACCUGGCCAUCUUUUUCAUCGCCAUCGCCAUUACCCUUGUUGUCAAUAUUCCAUCAUCCACUCCACCACCUUUACCAGCUGAGUUCAACCCCAAUCAACCCCUGCUAGUGCCCCUAUCCGCCGCCGCCAUCAUCUCCGCCUUUUUUGCCUGGAAUUCGAGAGCAACUAGUCCUCUUGUAACCCUUUUUUUCCUUGUCGACAUUGUAAUCGGGCUUUGGGGUUUAUGGGCUCUUGUCUUCAACGGACCAGCUGUCCUCUCCAAGACAACUGGCGCAGAUAAGCACACGUCUUCCUUCAUCUUUGGGAACAAGGCUUCAGCAUCCAAACAGAAGAAGCGUUGGAAGAGUGAGCGGCGGCGUGAGUAA